Sorex araneus (European shrew) is the source of this 6677-nucleotide messenger RNA. It is a transcript of the gene DGKB, whose product is annotated as diacylglycerol kinase beta. Bases 604 to 3012 code for a protein of 802 amino acids. Gene Ontology annotation, biological process: lipid phosphorylation; diacylglycerol metabolic process; intracellular signal transduction. The transcript is spliced from 27 exons. Gene Ontology annotation, cellular component: plasma membrane. The record is from RefSeq and is a predicted model, not a curated record. Gene Ontology annotation, molecular function: calcium ion binding; ATP-dependent diacylglycerol kinase activity. NCBI's taxonomy places the organism in Eukaryota, Metazoa, Chordata, Mammalia, Eulipotyphla, Soricidae.
GCUUGCAGCCACGGAGAUUGCCUCCUCCUCACCACACACUCUCUGCACAGCUUUCCAAUAUCAUCGCGUCUUGGUAUAAAUCAAGGGCGCAGAGAGAUGCGAGGAGAGCCUUAGUCGAGGACAACGGGUAUUUCAUCCCUGACAAGUGCAGUUGCCUUCAGAUGCAAAUACACUACUUGGAAAGGGCUGUGCGUUCUGCAAGGGGGUGGAAGUAAGGAGGAGGAGAUGCUGUGAGCAGAGUUCUGGAAGCUGCACGCCUCUGGGGAAACGGAGCAGUGAGGGAGCUUUGCACGGAGCCGAGAGCGUGCGAAUUGGAAGGAAUCCUGAGAGCUGGCCAGUCCCAGCUCCUCUCCGGAAAAGCAGUUGCUCUGGCUUCAGAGAAGCGCCCAGCCUUCGCCUGCAUCACACUGCAGACUUUUAUGCAUUAUUGAAACUUCAAACCAUCACCCAUAGUGAUUUCAUUUUGACUGACUGCAUAUUUAGAAAUUGUGAAGAAUUUUAUCUUGAAACAUGCCCUGCUGAAAGUGUGAAUCUUAGAAUUCUGCCAAUCACCUACAUAAAGAAUUCUUCACCUGGUAUGUAAGACAACUUCCUGCCACCAUCAUGACAAACCAGGAAAAGUGGGCCCACCUCAGCCCCUCAGAAUUUUCCCAACUUCAAAAAUAUGCUGAAUAUUCUACAAAGAAAUUAAAAGAUGUUCUUGAAGAAUUCCAUGGUAAUGGUGUGCUUGCAAAGUAUAAUCCAGAAGGGAAACAAGACAUUCUUAACCAAACAAUAGAUUUUGAAGGUUUCAAGCUAUUUAUGAAGACAUUCCUUGAAGCGGAGCUCCCUGAUGAUUUCACAGCCCACCUUUUCAUGUCAUUUAGCAACAAGUUUCCUCACUCUAGUCCAAUGGUAAAGAAUAAACCUGCUCUCCUUUCGGGCGGACUGAGAAUGAAUAAAGGUGCCAUCACGUCCCCCCGUACUUCUCCUGCAAAUACGUGUUCCCCAGAAGUGAUCCAUCUGAAGGACAUCGUCUGCUACUUGUCUCUUCUUGAAAGAGGAAGACCUGAGGAUAAACUUGAGUUUAUGUUUCGCCUUUAUGACACAGAUGGAAAUGGCUUCCUGGACAGCUCGGAGCUAGAAAAUAUUAUCAGCCAGAUGAUGCAUGUCGCAGAGUACCUUGAAUGGGAUGUCACUGAACUUAAUCCAAUCCUUCAUGAAAUGAUGGAAGAAAUUGAUUAUGAUCAUGAUGGCACAGUCUCUCUGGAGGAGUGGAUUCAAGGAGGAAUGACAACAAUCCCACUUCUCGUGCUUCUCGGCCUGGAAAAUAACGUGAAGGAUGACGGGCAGCACGUGUGGAGACUCAAGCACUUUAACAAGCCAGCCUACUGCAACCUGUGCCUGAACAUGUUGAUCGGCGUGGGCAAGCAGGGCCUCUGCUGCUCCUUUUGCAAGUACACAGUCCAUGAGCGCUGUGUGGCUAGAGCGCCUCCUUCUUGCAUCAAGACCUAUGUAAAGUCCAAGAAGAACACUGAUGUCAUGCACCAUUACUGGGUUGAAGGUAACUGCCCAACCAAGUGUGAUAAGUGCCACAAAACGGUUAAAUGUUACCAGGGCCUGACAGGACUGCACUGUGUUUGGUGUCAGAUCACACUCCAUAAUAAGUGUGCUUCUCAUCUAAAGCCUGAGUGUGACUGUGGACCUUUGAAGGACCAUAUUUUACCACCCACUACAAUCUGUCCAGUGGUACUGAAUCUGCCUACUUCAGGAGUUUCAGUCACUGAGGAAAGACAGACAACAGCAAAAAAGGAAAAGGGUGUUUCCCAGCAGCCAAACAAAGUGACUGACAAAAAUAAAAUGCAGAGAGCCAACUCAGUUACUGUAGAUGGACAAGGUCUACAGAUUACUCCUGUUCCUGGGACACACCCACUUUUAGUUUUUGUGAAUCCUAAGAGUGGUGGGAAGCAAGGAGAACGAAUUUAUAGAAAGUUCCAAUAUCUACUAAAUCCUCGUCAGGUUUACAGUCUUUCAGGAAAUGGACCAAUGCCAGGGUUGAACUUUUUUCGUGAUGUGUCUGACUUCCGAGUGUUAGCCUGUGGUGGCGAUGGAACUGUGGGAUGGAUUUUGGACUGCAUAGAAAAAGCUAACGUAGCCAAGCACCCUCCAGUUGCCAUUUUGCCUCUUGGGACCGGAAAUGAUCUAGCAAGAUGCCUGCGAUGGGGAGGAGGCUAUGAAGGAGAAAGUCUGAUGAAAAUUCUAAGAGAUAUUGAAAACAGCACAGAGAUUAUGUUGGACAGAUGGAAGUUUGAAGUUAUACCUAAUGACAAAGACGAGAAGGGUGACCCAGUGCCUUACAGUAUCAUCAAUAAUUACUUUUCCAUUGGCGUGGAUGCCUCCAUUGCACACAGAUUUCACAUCAUGAGAGAAAAACACCCAGAAAAAUUCAACAGUAGAAUGAAGAACAAGUUUUGGUAUUUUGAAUUUGGCACAUCUGAAACCUUCUCAGCCACCUGCAAGAAGCUACAUGAGUCUGUAGAAAUAGAAUGUGAUGGAGUACAAAUAGAUUUGAUAAACAUCUCUCUGGAAGGAAUUGCUAUUUUGAAUAUACCAAGCAUGCACGGAGGAUCCAAUCUUUGGGGAGAGUCUAAGAGAAGACGAAGUCAUCGCCGAAUAGAGAAAAAGGGAUCUGACAAAAGACCCACACUUACAGAUGCCAAAGAGUUGAAGUUUGCGAGUCAAGAUCUUAGUGACCAGCUUUUGGAGGUAGUUGGCUUGGAAGGAGCCAUGGAGAUGGGACAGAUAUACACAGGCCUGAAAAGUGCUGGACGGCGACUAGCUCAGUGCUCCUCUGUGGUCAUCAGGACUAGCAAGUCUCUGCCAAUGCAGAUCGAUGGGGAGCCAUGGAUGCAGACCCCAUGCACAAUAAAAAUUACACACAAGAACCAAGCCCCAAUGCUGAUGGGCCCUCCUCCCAAAACUGGGUUGUUCUGCUCCCUUGUCAAAAGAACAAGAAACCGAAGCAAGGAAUAAUCCCUGUAUCAUUUCAUUCCUAGAGGUCUAAUUAGCAAAAUUAGGCCAUGGACCAUGUAUGUUGGACAUCCUUGAACCAUUUUAAGUCUCCUGUUCAUGCAAAGUCAUGGGAUUGGUUUAACAUUUUUUUGUUACUGAUCUAAUAUAAAAUUUGACUAUUAGAGGAAAAAUUGUAUCAUUUUAUAGGCAUCUUUGCAUGAAGAAAUCAGAAGUUUAUAUGAAGUGAUACUGCAUAUUUUUGUUGCAUGCACUCUCAUAGAUUUUUAUGUCUCCUGCCUAUUUCUCCUCCAACUCCACUACAAACUUGUGAGAAAAGUUUAUGAUAUGUCAAAAAGGAAAUAUCAUGAAAAACAGGAAUCUCAAUGUGAUUAUUAUCAGUAAGCAGAAAUUGGUAAUGUGAUGGUGGUCAUGAAAACAGGUUGCUAUAUUUUUCCCUUUUAGAAUUAGUCUAUCUGUGAUCUUUGACCUAUCACUUGAGGAGAAAUUUUCAACUGAAAUACUUUAUUAAUUAGUUGUUCUAUGGUACUUUGCUAUAUCUAAAUAGUUUUUCUUCAACACUUUAAUGCUUCUGAGUGGAAUUUAAAAUAUCAGGUAUAAACUUUUCUUGUGCUGAAUAAUAGAAAGUGGUUUUUCAUUUGGUUAGUUUUGUUUAUAAUUGCAGGAAUAAGUGAAAACAUGAAAAGUGUGAUAAUAUGCCAAACCUAUUCCAUUUUGCAUGUGAAUCUAGAGGAAAAUUCAUAAUCACACGAGUAACCAAAUAGCUGUUUUAAACCAUGUGCCUAACAAACUGUGUUUCCCACCAAAGAUUCAGAGAAAGAUGUUUUGAAAGAAAUGGGUUAAUGCAUAAUUAACUAAUAAUUGUGGAGAAAAAAUAUAGUUCUCAUGAUUAAUUUGGUGAUGGCUGAAAUGCGGAGAGUGGAUUACCCAUUAAUUAUAAUUAAAGUUCUUACCUUUCACAGACAAUAGGCCAUGAAACACAAUCAAAGCUCAAUAGCUGAUUUCUUGCUUUUUUGGUCAUUUAUAAAUAUAGAUGUCCAUGAUUUUUAAUGGAUUGGUUAAGUACACAUGAUAAAGUAUGUAUCAGUUCUUUCUAGUAUAAAUUGAGAUUUGUAACAAUACCAAGCUCAUUGAAGCACAUCAUGCAUGCAAUUAGCCCCCUCUACUUCACCCAGCCCACACCUGUCUCUAUGUCAUUUCAAUCGUUUAUUUGAAAAUAAUGGCCUAGUUCAUUGUUUAAGAUAUGGACUGGUUAGAUUUUUGAUUGUUUAAAGAAUUAUGGAAAAUACUUUUCUUAGUGUAUCAUUAAACCUAUGAUAUAAAAUGAAAUGCUGUUCUGAGCAGUUUGGGGAUUGUUCAUUUACUAUUGACCUACAUCUCAUCAUUGCAUGUUUUAUGUUUUCAAACAUGCCGUAAGGAAAACAAGUGCUUAGAAUGCAUGAUUUAUUAGUUUAUCUCUCCACUCUGCAUUAAAGUACUAAUGAUUUAUCAGCUCUGUUUUUCUAUCGAUUCAUUCAUCUUCAAAUAACAAAUAGCACUUAGUGAUUCUGUUAAACACAAUCUUGUGCAUGAAUUUAUGGAUUUCAAAUAAAAUUACUGUAAUUUUCAUUCUUUGGUUUAAAAAACAAUGCUGUUAUAUCAGUAGCUACUCUCAAGCAGAGUGUUAAAAAUGAAGAUCAUGUAGAAAACAUAUUCUUUUAGUGUUUCGGGAACAUUACAUGGUAAAUAUUAAUAAACACUAUGUUUGAUUGUUUUGAAAAUAAAAACUUUUGAAGAAAAUUAAGACAUAAUUUAGCAUUCCCAUGAAAAUUAUCAUUAUAAUUUCAAAUGUAGUGCAAUUACUUGCACUGGUAUAAUAAUUUUUAUAAAAUGGUUAUUUGGCGAAACAGUAAUCAAGAACAAAAGAAAUAUCAAAGCUGCAACUAAUGCAUUAUUCUCAUAAUGUUACAUAACUCACAUUAAUUUUUAUGUAUCUAUAGUUACAGGUAAUAAAUAUUUUCACAUAAAUUGACAAAAUUUUAUAAAAUGGGCAGGCAGGCUUUGUGUCAGAGACAUAUUCUGAAGCCACAAAUUAUUUUAUCUUCAGUAACAACAUGCUAUUAUUUCUUGGCUUCCUUCUAUAGUAUAUAGUUUGAAGGCAGCAACAGUUUGUGAAUCAUUCUUAACAAUCUGUGCACUGGAAAUCUGUUGAAUAGACAGUGGAAUGAGGCAAAUUAAACAACCCUCCAAUAUGACUUCAGUAAUUAAAAUAAUAGGAUGCAGCUUCACUUCACUGUAGCAGUAUAACUAUAAUUAAUGAUAAUCGUAAUUACCCACAGUUUCUUUCAGUUUGCCUCCUUGGUUCCAAUAAUAAAUAUUCAAAUAGGAAUAAAAUUUUACUUGCCCAGCUCAUUUUUUUUAAGAGAUUGGCAUGCUUGCCCUGAAAGUGCACUACUAUUAGGGUUUGGAAAGUAGUUUCUAAGAACUUAUUUUGCUCAUUAUGAAAUCAGAGAAGAUAUUCUCAUUCAUUUUUGUGACAGCUUCAGGUGAAGGAUAUAUAUUUUAAGAAAAAUUAUAAACCUAAAGUUCUAUGUUAUAUUAAAAUAUUAAAUAAUGAGUGUGAGUUUUCCAAGAUACAUUUUUUUAUAUGUGUGUCAGUGUUUUCAUAGUCUAGUCCACCUCUUUUAAAUAUAGUACUCAAAGUUAUAAUGUUUUAAGUGACUAAAGCACUUAUGUAAAAAUUAACCCUGGGGCCUACGUGUGUCAGAGGAAAAAGGAUCAGGACAUAAAUACUUGGUUAAAUGUUGUCAUACACUGGGAAUUUACUCACUGCUAUUUCUGGUAUUAACAGAAAUAAGUUCCAGAAUAAUCCUAAAUAAUUAUGCUGCUAAUAAGAUUGGAAGUAUCUAUGUUGGACCAGAAAGUGUAAAGGGUAAAAAUUUAUUUUUCCACUUGUGUAUACCACUUGUAGUUGAUGCAAAAAGUGCUGGUUAACUUUUUGUGAAGGCAACAGAUUGUACAAAAUUAAAAAUUAACAUUUUAAAAGUCUUUCUUUUAAAAUAGAUUAUGAUGUUAUAGUCGAAGAAAAAUAUUCACAUGUUGACCGUAAUCUACUGCAGGCAGAAAUUUAAAUUCAAUAUGAGUUAAUGAAUCACAUAUAAGUUUCUGCAUUUGUUCUUUUUACGUUUGUAGAAAGAUGGGAAGCAAUUGAAAUUUACAAGGAAGAGUCUAUUUUGAAUCUCGGUUGUUAUUUACUUGAAACAGAAAAAUAAUGUUCAAAUGGCUCCAUUCCUUUUUUGUGUCAAAGUCUGUUUUUCAUUGGUUAUAUAAAGCAAAAUGUACUUUUUAUGGUACAUGAAAAGAAUUAUUCAAAUACAGCAUACAUAUUGAUAAUUGAAAAGUUUAAGCCCUCAUAAAAUAUUUUGAAGGCUGUAAAAUCUAAGCAAAUCUAUAAGUAAACAAAAACCUGCAAAGUAGCUUUUAUUUUGUGAAAGGCAAAAGUCACCCUUUGAAUCUCCCAUUUAAAUUACAUUGUAUCAAAAUAGUUUGGAUAAAUUCACAUUUGAAAGAUUCUGUACAUCUUUUUUUGUUUAAAAACAAAAUUCAUUGAAAUUACAGUAUCUUAAUUAUUUUCUCAGAAAGUGUUAUAUACAAUAUCUUGUUUUUGAAAUAAAAAUGUUAACCACCAA